AUGACACGCGCCCAACAACAACUCUCCCUAGGCCUUCUAGUAGCCUCAAUCUACACAAUCUGCGUCCUAGGCCUCCUACCCUUUCCCUCCAAGAUCCAAAAUGAAAUAAUCCCAGUGCUCCCCUUCUGGACCCUCAUAACCUUCGGCGCCUACCUACUCGCAAAACUGGGCUACGGAGUCCUCACCUUCAACGAUGUACCAGAAGCGCACGAGGAAUUGAUGGGACAGAUCAAUGAAGCGAGGAAAGAGUUGAGAGCGAAUGGGGUGACUGUAGAUUAA
Pseudocercospora fijiensis CIRAD86 is the source of this 279-nucleotide messenger RNA. RefSeq lists its product as uncharacterized. Gene Ontology annotation, cellular component: endoplasmic reticulum membrane; dolichol-phosphate-mannose synthase complex. Gene Ontology annotation, biological process: GPI anchor biosynthetic process. The record is from RefSeq and is a predicted model, not a curated record. The transcript is spliced from 3 exons. Lineage: Eukaryota; Fungi; Ascomycota; Dothideomycetes; Mycosphaerellales; Mycosphaerellaceae. Bases 1 to 279 code for a protein of 92 amino acids.